Penicillium bovifimosum is the source of this 1020-nucleotide messenger RNA. Its product is annotated as NmrA/HSCARG family protein. Lineage: Eukaryota; Fungi; Ascomycota; Eurotiomycetes; Eurotiales; Aspergillaceae. The transcript is spliced from 5 exons. The coding region runs from base 1 to 1020 and encodes 339 amino acids. The record is from RefSeq and is a predicted model, not a curated record.
AUGACAAUUCAACAGAAAACGAUUACUAUCUUUGGAGGCACAGGCAACCAAGGCAAUGCCGUGGUGCAAUCUCUUCUGGCCCACAAGGACAAAGCAUUCCAUGUCCGAGUCAUAACUCGGGAUCCCACCGGUCCAGUAGCACAGGAGCUGGCUGGGCUGGGAGCAGAGCUAUACAAAGCCGACGGAUUCAACAAAGAACAGAUUACAGCCGCCUUUCAGGAGAGCUGGGGCGCAUUUAUCAACGUCAACUCAGAUGAGUCUGGAGAGAGAGAGGCCCUGGAUAGUCCCAAUUCCUACGACCUGUCUAUCUCAAUCCUCGACGCAGCUCAAGCCGCAGGAACUGCCCACGUAGUGUACAGUUCCGGGGCGAAUGUCAACCGUGCCACCAACGGACGGAUUCACAUUCCUGGCUUUGACUGCAAAAGCUAUGCAGCAGAGUACGCGCAGCAGCGAGGAUACUUCACAACAUUUACCCCUCUUCUUCCCGCCUCCUUCAUGGAAUGCUGGAUGGAUGAAUCUUUCUGCAAGACCUGGGGCGGCUUUCCCUGGUUUGGAGAAGAUGGGCAUGACAAGAACGGAGUUGUUCUAUCAGCCCCUCCUUAUGGUGGAGAUGGGCGCAUGCCUUGGGUGAGCCUGCAGGAUGAUUUCGGAGACAUUGUCCAUGGAAUUUUCCUCAAUCCUACUCAGUAUCAUCAUCGGCCUGUACAGGCCAUUAGUGGGAUGAUUCGCUAUGAGGAUUUGGCUAAAGCGUUUACCAAGGCAACGGGCAAACCCGUUGGUUACCAGCCUAUGGAAUCAUGGAGAGACAUUCCUCAGGACGGUAGCCACCUUCGGGAUGAAUGCCAGCUGAUGUUCUUUUACAUGCAAUUCUGCGGUGGGCGGUGGUUCGCAGAGCAUGUUAGCGAUGACACCGACGCGAAAAAAUGCAAAGCAGCUGGUAUGGAGGCUAGGGGACUGAAUGGUAAAGGUUUGGCUUGCUUUGAAAAUUGGUUCCGACGAGCGGCUACACAACGAGUCUAG